Messenger RNA from Canis lupus familiaris (dog), 2609 nucleotides. RefSeq names its product opsin 4 (gene OPN4). Gene Ontology annotation, cellular component: membrane. The record is from RefSeq and is a predicted model, not a curated record. Gene Ontology annotation, molecular function: G protein-coupled receptor activity. The coding region runs from base 1 to 2409 and encodes 802 amino acids. Gene Ontology annotation, biological process: G protein-coupled receptor signaling pathway; visual perception. Lineage: Eukaryota; Metazoa; Chordata; Mammalia; Carnivora; Canidae. The transcript has 14 exons.
AUGUGUGGGGGCCUCCGUCCCGUGUGCGCUGGCCGGCUGGCAGCCGAGGGGGACCCCGGGCUCUGCAAGUGGGCCCUGCACUUGUGCCCACCUCCCCCUCUCCACAGCACCUCUGCUCUCCGGCCGGCCGUCUCCAAGAGGCCCAGCAGCUUCCCGGGUCCUGACAGCAGCCGGGGCCAAGCUGGGGGCCGCCAGGGCUGCCGACCGCGGGGCUGGCUUGGGAGGGCACCGAGCGUGUUGGGCCUCUGGAGCCCCCGCCAGGCUCACAGGGCCGCAGUCACACACGAAGACAAGCCGUCUGAGGUCCACGGGCCCCACUCAGCUCCGCCAGGGCCGCACGCGGACGCUCGGGAACCCCAGGCCUUACGGGGCCCCUGGUUCCUGAGGCAACCCCCAGAGCUGCUCUGCGCCCAGCACGCCUCCGUGUCCCUGGAGAUUCGUGGCCUCCCCACGCCUGUCCCCUCGAGCGGCCAGGAGCUGAGCGUCACAGAGCGCGGGGACGCUGGGCCCCUUCCCCCAGCCUCGCGCCACCCUGCAGCUUCCCGCAAGGAUGUCCCCCGGGCCCCCGGCAGCUCGGUGUUGCUCCCAGCUGUGACCAGUAGGCGAGGCUCCGCAGCCGGGAGCCGAGGGCUGGGGAGGCCACACUGGGUGUCCCAGGGGAGCCUCUGCGAGCUAGGACCUGCCAAGGAAGGCCUCCGGAGGAAGCGUCCAAGCCCCGAGCUGACACCCUCCUGCUCCCUCCUGCAAGGGAGGAUGGAGCUGCCAGCCGGGGCCCCUCCACUGCUGAUGUUCACGCAUCUCAGGUCGGACUUCCCACCAGCUCUGCAUUCGCGGCGUCAGCGGGGAGAGCUCCGGGCCGGCCGCACACAGCAGAGGGCAGGCGGCAGGCGGGUGGGCACAGCUGAUGCCCUGAGCUCCCGGGCCCUUGGCUUCUCCUGGGCUCCAGAAGGGACCACCCCCAGGAUGAACCCCCCUUCGGGGCCCGGUGCCCAGGAGCCCGGCUGCGUGGCCACCGCAGCGUCGCCCGGCAGGUGGCACGGCUCCCCGCGCAGCACCGUCGGCCUGGACCAGGCACUGCCCACGGGUCCCACGGCAGCCGGGGCCCGGGCUGCGGCCUGGGCCCCCUUCCCAACGGUGGAUGUCCCAGACCACGCCCACUACAUCCUGGGCACCGUGAUCCUGCUGGUGGGGCUCACGGGGAUGCUGGGCAACCUGAUGGUCAUCUAUACCUUCUGCAGGACCAGAGGCCUCAGGACACCCUCCAACAUGUUCAUCAUCAACCUCGCUGUCAGCGACUUCUUCAUGUCCUUCACCCAGGCGCCCGUCUUCUUUGCCAGCAGCCUCCAUAAGCGGUGGCUCUUUGGGGAGGCAGGCUGCGAGUUCUACGCCUUCUGCGGGGCUCUGUUCGGCAUUACCUCUAUGAUCACCCUGACGGCCAUCGCUCUGGACCGCUACCUGGUCAUCACGCACCCCCUGGCCGCCGUCGGGGUGGUGUCCAAGAGGCGGGCGGCGCUCGUGCUGCUGGGCGUCUGGCUCUAUGCCCUGGCCUGGAGUCUGCCGCCCUUCUUCGGCUGGAGUGCCUACGUCCCCGAGGGGCUGCUGACCUCCUGUUCCUGGGACUACAUGAGCUUCACGCCGUCGGUCCGCGCCUACACCAUGCUGCUCUUCUGCUUCGUGUUCUUCCUGCCGCUGCUGGUCAUCGUCUACUGCUACGUGUUCAUCUUCAGGGCCAUCCGGGAGACAGGCCAGGCUCUCCAGACCUUCAGGGCCUGUGAGGGCGGGGCCAGGUCCCCCCGACAGCGGCAGCGGCUACAGAGAGAGUGGAAGAUGGCCAAGAUGGAGCUGCUGGUCAUCCUGCUCUUCGUGCUCUCCUGGGCCCCCUACUCUGCCGUGGCCCUGACGGCUUUCGCUGGGUAUUCGCACGUCCUGACGCCCUACAUGAACUCCGUGCCAGCCGUCAUCGCCAAGGCCUCCGCCAUCCACAACCCCAUCAUUUACGCCAUCACGCACCCCAAGUACAGAAUGGCCAUUGCCCAGCACCUGCCCUGCCUGGGGGUGCUGCUGGGUGUGUCAGGCCAGCGCACGGGUCCCUACGCCAGCUACCGCUCCACCCACCGCUCCACCCUGAGCAGCCAGGCCUCGGACCUCAGCUGGAUCUCCGGACGCAGGCGCCAGGCGUCCCUGGGCUCCGAGAGCGAGGUGGGCUGGAUGGACACCGAGGCAGCAGCUGUGUGGGGGGCUGCCCAGCCAGCGGGCGGGCGCUUCCUCUGCACUCAGGGCCUGGAGGACGCGGAGGCCAAGGCCCCUCUCAGGCCCCGGGGACAGGCGGUGGAGACGCCUGGGAAGGUGGUGACGACGGCGACGGCGGCGUGGGACCCGCCUUUGCACCCGGGCUGGGCGUUUCAGUGACAGGGACAAGCCUGCAGCCGAGCUGCCCCUCUGCUCGCCCCUGUGGCCCACGCUCCCCUACACAAGCGCCUCUGCACCCACACCAUGCACAAGCGUGCACACAUCCCGCCUGCGCUUUGCCUCCAAUCCGUGGUCCAAGUCGCCCCAGGGGCACGGCUCCAGCGGCGGAGGGAAAUAAAGAGCAGACAAAUUCUCCCCAA